This is a messenger RNA of Xiphophorus hellerii (green swordtail), 4331 nucleotides long. Its product is annotated as TSC22 domain family protein 2. Lineage: Eukaryota; Metazoa; Chordata; Actinopteri; Cyprinodontiformes; Poeciliidae. The coding region runs from base 664 to 2799 and encodes 711 amino acids. The record is from RefSeq and is a predicted model, not a curated record. The transcript has 4 exons. Gene Ontology annotation, biological process: regulation of transcription by RNA polymerase II.
AUAGCCAUCUUGUCAGGAGAGAGGGAGGGAGCUGUCGGCGCUGUUAAGAUUAUCACUUGUUUCAGACGUUUUGAGGUCUGUUCGCUCUUCCACUAUAGAUAGUAACAAAGUAAAGUGUUCUCGACGGACGUCUUGACGCCAGAGAAGUAGCCGAGUGAAGUAGGUGCGCUUUCGUGAAGAUGUCUCGUUUACUUGUACCGACGUAGAGGGGGAGUGUGCGGCGGCAGCCACUUGGCUUGAAUUGUUAGCUAGCUCAGCUCAGGGCUGCGGGGCCUCCUUAGCUCAAAGUAGCUCCUGCAGCUGGGCAACACUCUGCGACAACGGCCGGCCGACGAGUGGACAGCCGGGGAAGCAGCAGGCCGGUCCGGGCUGACUUUAAAUUCAGUCGUCGUACAAGCAGCUUUCGGCGGUGUCGGGACCCCUACUGCUGGACAAGGAGACGCGGAGUGUGGAGUUCAGCUUCAUGAAACGCAACAGGAGACCGAGAGAGGAAGAGGAUGGCGCAGAUUCAUCUUGAUUACAGCUAAAUAGGAAGAGGAAAACCAGACCCGAGUGUUGGAAAUAAGACAGAAAGCUUCCACCAGCUCGCCUCUUUCCGAAGGGAGGAGCAAAAAAACCAACAAAAAACACAGCCAUACGGGACCCGGAGUCCGACUGGCCAACAUGUCGAAGAUGCCGGCCAAGAAGAAGAGCUGCUUUCAGAUCACAAGCGUGACUCAGGCCCAGGUGGCGGCCGUGGGGGCCGCCGACGACACCGAGAGUCUAGACGACCCGGACGAGUCGCGAACUGAGGACAUGUCGUCGGAAAUAUACGACGUGUCGCGAGCCGAGUACGAGCCCGCGUGCGAGAGGAGUUCCUCCGACGAAGCUCUGAAUAACGUCGGAGAGGCGGAGGCGCCAGCAAACGCACCUCAGGCCACUCUGCCGCCUGGGCCAGGAGGUAACACAACCGAACUGAGGAAGGUUGUAGGCUCCGGUUCGGUUCAUGGCGGUCAGAACCAGCUGGGGAUUUCCCUGACACCUGGGCUACCCCUCAUGACUCCGUCUGGAGGGGUCCAGCAUCAGCCGCCUGCUACAGCCAGCCCCAGCGUGUCAGCCAGCACCUCCCAGCCUGCUGCAGGGUCCAGCUCUGCCACCUCCACGGUGAGCUGCUCAUCACGCUUCAGGGUCAUCAAACUGGAUCACGGUACGGGAGAACCGUUCCGGAGAGGCAGGUGGACGUGUACAGAGUUCUACGAGAAGGACUCGGGGACUGACAGCAUAAGGCACGGCAGUGUAACCCUGGACCCUGCUGCAGAGAGGGAUAGUGGGCUUGGACCUUCAGUGGGGUCCACAGUGUCCCCAGCUACUCAUUCUGGUCCUGGUUUGGGGUCCAUGGCGGAAGGGUUUCACUCUACGCUACCGCCGCAGGUUCUGCAUCAGAGCUACAGCAGCCAGCAGCAUGCAGGCAGUACUUCGGCCACACACACUUCCUUCUCCAGUGUGAAACCCAUAACCCUUCCUUCUCAGUCAUCCGUAGGGGGUCUUCAGGUUCAUGCUGCUCAGAGCGUGCUUCCCGUCGGACAGAACGGUCUGCCCCACUCUGAGGUCCACAUACAGAAGUCCCCAAUGAUGCCUCCUCCUUACGCGCCCCAGCAGCCGGUUCCCGGAGUCCACCCGAUUGCCAGCCAGUCAUCCGGACUGGCACAGCACCAGACGGAGCAUUACCCGCAGCCUCAGCCUGCAUCCAUACCUGCAGGACUUCCCGGGGGACAACAGGCUCUUCCGGUGUCGAGCCUCCCUGCUGCGACCGGCGGACACAUCCCGGCUUCUGGAGUGAGUCAGGCUGGAGAUGUCGGCGCAGCGGUGACGGGGGCUGUCUCUUCAGGACCACCAGCGCCUCAGACUGUAGGGUUUGGAGUCCCCGGGGGGCCCGUUUUGCUCCCGCUUCAGACUGCGAGUCAGUACGCCCCAGCCGUACAAGCUCAGCCCAUGGGCCAUCCCGUGGCUACCGGUGUGCAAAACGUGCCUGCAGUCGGAGGUGGUUCCAGUGCACCUGUGGGCGCUGCCGCCACUGUGCUCAGUGCCUCCAGUGCGACCAUACCAAAUGUGACGACUUCCAGCUUGCCUCCUGGUUUGAUAGCCUACACCAAGACUCCGGGGAUAUUGGGGGUGCAGGGCCUCCCUGCCACCGGGUUCGGACAGGUGGAGGCAAGCGGAAGGAAGUCAGAGGGAGCGGCCGUUGCACAGUCUCCGGUUGUGUCUGGGAGGGACACCGGGAAGCCCUUCAUGCCUGAGACCCUGCAGCUCUCCACUCCUACUGUCACAAGCCUGUUUGGAAUCCUACCUGUCGACGGGGAGGAGGACAGGAACCCCUCCACGGCUUUCUACCAGGCCUUCCAGUCUGGAAGCAGAUUAAGAGACUCAAAGGCUCACAGCGAUAGUGCCUCUGGAACCAACAUUGUUGCCAUUGAUAAUAAAAUUGAACAGGCAAUGGACCUGGUGAAAAGCCAUCUGAUGUAUGCAGUGCGUGAGGAGGUGGAGGUGCUAAAGGAGCAGAUCAAGGAGCUGUUUGAGAGGAACUCUGUGCUGGAGCGGGAGAAUGCCGUGCUCAAAUCUCUGGCUAACAGCGAGCAGCUGUCUCAGCUAACGGCCCCGGCCGCCGUCGCCCCUGCUCCCGCCACCGGCCCCACCCCCGGGUCCGCCUCCCCCCCCGGCCUCCAGCAGCUCCAUCCCAAACCCCAGCAGCUCCAGCCUCAGCAGCCCCAGACUCAGCUCGACGCUGGCCAACAACUGCAGCCCAACGUCACCUCCGCUUGAAGUGCGUCUGCCCUGCUUCGCACAGGGCAGAAACAAAGCAUCUCCUUGUACAACUUAAUAUAAUUAGUAUAUGUGAAAUUAAAAGAAACUGUCUUUAGCCACCAGCUUGACCACAAAGUACAGUGCUUCUGUGUGUGUGUGUGUGUGCGAGCGCGCGGCUCCUGUGUGUGUGUAGGUGUGUUAGCAAGUUAGCAAGCGAGACUGUGAACUGGUUUUGAAAUGUAUGCGCGUGUCUGUACUGUGGGCCUUUCCAGUGUUAAUGCAAUCAUCAAAGGGUGUGUGUGUUUGAGAGAGAGAGAGAGAGACGGAGGCUAACCGGAGGUGUGAGAGGGGCGCGUGGCAAGCAGGCUGGAGCGGCUUCAGAACCAAACCCAAACCGCACCGCCUGACGCGCUCAAAGGGGUUCACCGGUGAAAAAGAGACAGACAGGAAGUAGAAAAAAAGUGCUUAUUUUUUUAACCGAGACAGAGUCGGGAGGGGUUAGCUGCUCAAUGUCGAGAUCCAAGAACUGGGAGAGUCUUUAUUUUGUUUUUGUCGGAGCGCCAACACUGCUGCCGUCACCUCGCAUCAAGUCCAACUCUCGCAUCAGUCCUCCUGAGUUCUACUGUUAUUAGUGUUUAUUUAUUACAGGGCUGCUAUUUCCACAAAAUGAACAAUUCCACGAAACCUGUUAAAUAGUAGCCCGGUGACUCUUCUUCUUCUUCUUUUGUUUUACAGUGUUUUAACAGCUCAGCCUCUUCCCAGGCUGCCCUCUGUGAAGACAAAUAAAAUGUAGGCAAAAUAAAAUGAAAAUUCUGACAAAUGUUUAACACUAACUCAGAUAUCACGCUGCAAUUGCCAAUUCAUAGCUUGAGCUCGAUUGAAUGUACAUUUUUGUAUAGUAUAAAGUAUUAUUCGCCUUGAUGGGCGACAGCACCUGUCGACGUCAAAUGUUAAUAUAAGCCAGCAAAGGGGGGGAGGAGUUGAAGAAAACCCACUUAUUUGAUCUUAAAGUGAAUUUAAGAGUAUUACCAUGCCCCCCCUUCUUUACUUUCAGUUUUAGCUCCACUGGUUUUCCUGUGGGAAGCGGGGCCAACGGAGGGGAGGGAGGGGGAAGAAGCUGUGAAAUCAUCCAACAUGCAUCAACGUACGUCAACCAAAGAUUAAAAGCUGUGUAAAUCGAUUUCUUUUGAGAUGCACACGUGAUUUUUUUUUUUUGUUACUUCCUCCUACACAAAAAUAGUUUCGUUGCUGUUCAGCAUGUUCUGCAUGAUCUGUAACCUUCAAACCACUUUCUUACCUCAUUUUUAUUCAGCACUCUUGUAAGAUAGUCUGAACAGUGUAAAUGAUUUGGGGGGGGGGGGGGGGGGGGAGUUUCUGUUGCCGAGCAGCGAGUUGAAAAUAAAACCUAGUGUUGCCGACACUAGUCGCAGAUGAAAUGAAGUGAGCCAUGUUUUUGUUCAGUUCAAUGGUGUUUGAAUUUCAUAUGCCAAUAGUUUUGUUACUUUGCAAAAUUUUAUUGUAUUUAAAUAAAAGCAAUAUUCCGAUGCCAA